Molecule: messenger RNA, 623 nt
Organism: Prosopis cineraria
Lineage: Eukaryota; Viridiplantae; Streptophyta; Magnoliopsida; Fabales; Fabaceae
Product: putative invertase inhibitor
Exons: 1
Coding region: 1-558 (185 amino acids)
Biological process (GO): negative regulation of catalytic activity
Molecular function (GO): enzyme inhibitor activity
Source: RefSeq, a predicted model, not a curated record
AUGAAGCUAAUCACUUUUUACCCUUUAAGUUUCGUUUUGAUUUUGGUUCUCUUUCAAGGCUCAAAUGGCUCCGAUUUCAUUCGUGAAUCUUGCACAAAGGCCUCAAAGAAUGAUCCGAUCGUCCUCUUUGAUAUCUGCGUCAGAAGCCUUGAGGCCAUGAUCUCUCAGAGCAGUGCUCCACCAGCCAGCCUCGGAGAUCUUGUGGCCAUGUCGAUUCAGAUGACUAAGUCCAAUGCAACAAACAUAGUUUCCACCAUUUCCAAUCUUUUGAAGGGCCCCAACAAUAAUAAUAAGUUCAGUGAAUAUGCGAAGGAAUGCUUGGAAGAUUGUUCUGAACUUUACUCAGACUCUCUCUCUGAUUUGGAUGACGCCAUAAGAGCUUUCGAGUCCCAAGAUUUUAACACGGCAAGUAUAAAGGUAAGCGCAGCCAUGGAAGCUUCUGUUACCUGUGAAGAUCAAUUCCAUGAUGGGAACGAAGAGUCUCCUUUAACAGAGGAUGACAACAUGUACUUUGAACUUAAUGCAAUGUCUUUGGCUUUCAUCAAGAUGCAUCAAUAGUACCUUUGAAAUGACUCUGCAACAUCUCUCUCUGAACUUUUUUACAGUACUCUUACCAAGCCAGC